UCGGAAAUCCUCUGGCGCCAGUGGAACUGGUGUAGCACUGCCCGGUAGGCCGUUGUUACCUUUUCCCUAGCACUUGCUGGCGAUUGCUGUGGUUGGACAAAAAUAAUUCGCAACACACCUAAACGGUUUUUGAACACUCUUAUUAAAGAUACUUCCUCUUUGAUUCAAGAGGUUCAUUUUUGUGGUUUUUUCCGGUUUUUUUGAAUUUUAUUUUUUAUUUUUUUUUAUUUUUUUUUCUUUAAUUUUUUUUGUCGAUUCUCAUUAUCCCUACCAUAAAAACGAAAACAUGUCUGCCAUUGGAUCGUUGAUUUUCUGCUCUGCCUGCGGAAACCUUUUGGAGAGUACUACUGCUCAGUGGACCAUUUGUGAUCAGUGUCAGUCUUCUUAUCCUUCUGAAAAAUUUGCACACUUGACUUUGGAAACCCGGAGCGGUGCAAAUGCUUUCCCUUCUGCUCUUCGUUUAAAACACAGUAUUGUCCAGACGGAAGGUAAAAAGCCAGAGGAGGCUGCCGUUAUCCAAGAAAAGUGCCCCAAAUGUGGUAACGACGAAAUGACCUUCCACACACUUCAACUGCGUAGUGCAGAUGAAGGUUCUACCGUGUUUUACGAAUGCCCUCGUUGUGCAUACAAGUUCAGCACUAACAACUAGGGUCUUGUAAAGGCGCUAUCAUUAAAAGGGUGGGUAAAAAAGUGAUAUUAGGUGUGUACGACUCGUACAAAAAUAUAAAGAAAAACGAAUUUUCAGUUGAGGUAUUGUGCAGAGUAUGGUGAUUACGACGAGUCUACGGAAAGUGAGUCUUGUGGGGGGGGGGGUGAGUCGAUGAGCUCUUUUAGAAUUUAAAAUACAG
Molecule: messenger RNA, 848 nt
Organism: Schizosaccharomyces japonicus yFS275
Lineage: Eukaryota; Fungi; Ascomycota; Schizosaccharomycetes; Schizosaccharomycetales; Schizosaccharomycetaceae
Product: DNA-directed RNA polymerase complex I subunit Rpa12
Exons: 1
Coding region: 287-649 (120 amino acids)
Biological process (GO): DNA-templated transcription; nucleolar large rRNA transcription by RNA polymerase I; transcription elongation by RNA polymerase I
Cellular component (GO): DNA-directed RNA polymerase complex; nucleus; nucleolus
Molecular function (GO): zinc ion binding; RNA polymerase II-specific DNA-binding transcription factor binding; nucleic acid binding
Source: RefSeq, a predicted model, not a curated record